AUGCUAACAGUGGGCAGUGUUUUACUGCUUCUGGUAGCAGCAUCUGUUGCCAACAUAGGCAAGGAUCCUACCCUUGAUUCAGACUGGGAACGCUGGAAGACAAUCUACCAAAAGCAGUACAGCAGUGAGGAGGAAGAGCUUUCCAGGCGCUUGAUCUGGGAAAAAACCCUGAAAAUUGUUACAGUUCAUAACUUGGAAGAGUCAAAGGGAAUGCAUUCAUACACAAUGGCCAUGAAUGGCUUUGCAGACAUGACAUCUGAGGAAGUAACGGCUACAAUGACAGGACUCAGGGUAUCCGACUCAGAAAUGGAUAACCUUACAGUUGAUUGGCCUCGAGAAAGUAUUCAGGAUCAGGGCCCAGACUGCAUAGAUUGGAGGAAGAGUGGUUAUGUCACCAAUGUAAAGAACCAGGGAUCUUGUGGUUCUUGUUGGGCUUUCAGUGCCGUGGGGGCCUUGGAAGGACAACUGAAGAAGAAAACAGGGCGUUUGGUGUCACUUAGUCCCCAGAACCUAGUAGACUGCUCCUGGAGAUAUGGCAACCAUGGUUGCAAUGGAGGCUUUAUGACUAAAGCUUUCAGAUAUGUUAUGAACAACCGUGGCAUUGACUCAGAAACGUCGUAUCCAUAUGAAGGUCAGAACAAGAAUUGCCGUUAUAAAACUUCUGGACGGGCUGCCACCUGUGUCAGCUAUAAAAGCAUACCUAAGGGAAAUGAAACUUAUCUUGAAAGGACAGUGGCUUCAGUGGGACCAGUAUCUGUUGCUAUAGAUGCAAGUUUGAGAUCCUUCCAUCAAUACCACAGUGGUGUGUACUACGACUCAGAAUGCAGUUCCUCACGUUUAAACCAUGCCGUUCUUGUUGUGGGAUAUUGUGUGGACAAAGGUGUGCCAUACUGGCUCGUCAAAAACAGCUGGGGAACCAGAUGGGGUGAUCAAGGUUAUAUCCGGAUGGCAAAAAACAGAGGCAACCUUUGUGGAAUAGCUUCAUUUGCCAGCUAUCCACUGAUGUGAAAAAUAGACUUAAUCCUGGUGGGCAGGAAUGAAGAGUCAAACAUGCUUUUAAAUUCAUUUUGUUCUGAGUUCCCCAAAGAACUGUAGUCUUCAAUAAAUAAGUCCUGUCUUGAAUCAUACAAACUUGAUGGACCCCAAAAGACCUGUUAAAUGCAAGAACAAAAAACUACUGUAAGAAGAAUCACUGCUUGCUAUAUGACAGGUUUCAGAGUA
Molecule: messenger RNA, 1221 nt
Organism: Caretta caretta (loggerhead turtle)
Lineage: Eukaryota; Metazoa; Chordata; Testudines; Cheloniidae
Product: cathepsin K
Biological process (GO): proteolysis
Molecular function (GO): cysteine-type peptidase activity
Source: RefSeq, a predicted model, not a curated record